Messenger RNA from Tripterygium wilfordii, 829 nucleotides. RefSeq lists its product as uncharacterized. The record is from RefSeq and is a predicted model, not a curated record. Bases 135 to 710 code for a protein of 191 amino acids. The transcript is spliced from 2 exons. NCBI's taxonomy places the organism in Eukaryota, Viridiplantae, Streptophyta, Magnoliopsida, Celastrales, Celastraceae.
CUCAAAGGCUAGGUUGGGCUGAGCGUGUACUAAAGCUCUGAAGCCCAUUUUUCCACCAAGGCUUCUCCUUCUUCGUCUUCACGUCGCCAGACCAGCAUAAGGAUCGAAUUCGCGAGACAGACCCUGAGGUGGAUAUGAGUGAGACUAGUAGCAGUAGUGAUGAUUCUGAUGAUAUGUGUGAUAUUGGACAGCUUCUGUUCCUCAAGUUAGCUACUUACAUUGUCAAGGCAAGCAGUUCACAAUCAUCUUUGGAUCAUAGUUCUGAAGAACUGUCAACUGGUACUUCUUUAGUGAAAGCAAACACACCGAUGCAGGGUUCCGGUUCUACUGGAAAGAGGUCGCGAAAAGAGGGAACAAGUAGGAAAAGGAAGAAGAAAGCUACUGAAACUGUUCAAAACACUGAAUUUCAGACAUUGGUAGCCAAUAUGAAAUGCCAAGAUGAAGAAAAACGUUCUUAUUAUGCUGUGAAGAAAGAAUAUUAUGAAGUGAAGAAGAAUGGCAAGCUUGUGGACCCAACAUGUGAACAAUCGGUUAAGGCUUUGGUCGAUCUAGAUAUCGAGGAGUCUCAUCCUGAUGUGUUCUACUUUGGUGUUGAGUUGUUCAACGACAGUUCUCGGAGGCAGAUGUUCUUGGCAUUACCACAAAGUGCCCGUUUUAGCUAUCUAGAAAGACUUUUCAACAAGAGUGGUGGACAUGCUCCAUUAGGCUGAUUUAGUUGUUACAACUUCUAUUGACUUUAGUUUUUCCUUCUUAUGGAUAUGUGUUUUGAAUUUGGGUUUGAUUGAGAUGUUUUCAAGAUUUCGACAUGUUGUAUCACGGGCAUGAAAAA